AUGCUGCAUCCAUUUAUCCAUUUAAUUUGCCUUUUCUUUCAUCAAAAUUUUUAUCUUCUAAAAUGGUUCAGACUGCGAAAUGUUAUGAAAAACAUCAACAGUGCAUUGCCUGGCUCUAUUGCACGUGCUAAUCCUGAUGAAUUACUUGCUAUAUUCAACAAAUAUGCAAGUGUUGAAAAGUCUGGAAGGAAGUUUAUGACAGCUAAUGAUUUUGUUCAGAGAUAUCUUAAUCUGUAUAACGAUGAAAAUUACAAUCGCGAAACUGUUCGUCUUUUGGCUAGUGCUGCUGAUACUUCGAAGGAUGGGAUUAUUUCUUUUGAAGAAUUUUUUGCAUUUGAGGCGACACUUUGUUCUCCCGAUGCGCUUUAUUUAACUGCCUUUGAAAUUUUUGAUAAUAAUGCUUCUGAAUCUAUUACGGCUGAUGAAUUUGAAAAGUAUGUUAUUGUCAUUAAUUUAUACGGGACAUUCUUUGUUUUAUGUGCCGUUUUGGGUGGGGCUUUUAUCCUUAUGACACCUUUUAUCCUCUUGCCUUUUAUCUUUGGUACACGAGCUCUUCACUUUUAUAAUUCUUGCUUACAUCAAUAUCAAAAAUUUUUGUUCAGAAAGAAGCAACGAUCAAUAGGCUAUCAUGCCUUUUGUCAGCUACUUCAUGAUUUCUACGAAGAACAAGGAGUACAAGCAUUUAAAAGGUUUUACUUUGAAAGUAAGAUAAACUUUUUCUUUAGUUUUGACAAGGAAAAUGAUGGAAGUAUAUCAGCAAAUGAUUUUUUUACAAUUAUGACUACUGUGAAAGGCCAUUUACUUACUGAUUUUUCUAGACAAAAUUUGAUUGCAGUUGCUGGUGGAGGGAGUAGUGCACAUAAAGUUCGCUUUCCCUUCUACCAAGCUUUUAAUUCUUUGCUUGCAAAAAUGGAGUUAAUGAAACGUAUUUAUAUGAGUAUUUCACGUGGAAAUAUUGGAUUGAUGGUUACGAGAGAAGAAUUUCUUCAAGCGACUCAAGCGUAUGCUCAGAUUACUCCGUAUGAGGUAGAAAUUCUCUUCCGUUUGGCAGAACUCAAUCACCCAGGUACUCGUGCAAUUGACUUGGCUGAUUUGGAUAAAAUUGAUCCUGAGCGACUUAAAAGAGUAUCUCAAAUCUUUCGUAUAACAAAUGUUAAAGCUGUAGAAAAUAAAGAAGACCGUGGAUUUUUUGUUGCGCUUUUGGAAAGUAUUUAUCGAUUUUCUCUUGGUGCAAUUGGAGGAAUAUUGGGUGCAACAGCCGUAUAUCCUAUUGAUUUGGUGAAGACACGUAUGCAAAAUCAACGUACUGGAUCUUAUCUUGGGGAGGUUAUGUACAAAAAUAGCUAUGACUGCUUCAAAAAAAUACUAAAAUUUGAAGGUUUUCUUGGUUUUUAUCGUGGCCUGUUACCUCAAAUUAUGGGGGUUGCGCCAGAAAAAGCAAUUAAAUUAACUGCAAAUGAUUUUGUUCGUGAUAAAUUUACAAAAGAUGGACGAAUUCCUUUAUAUGGAGAAAUUUUGGCUGGUUUUAGUGCUGGGACUUGUCAGGUAGCUGUUACAAAUCCAUUAGAAAUUAUUAAAAUUCGCCUUCAAACUGCUGGUGAAAUAAUUAAUGGUCCUAAAGUGCGUUUACUCGACGUUAUAAAAGAUUUGGGUUUUGCGGGUCUUUAUAAGGGAGCAAGAGCUUGUUGGUUACGUGAUAUUCCUUUUUCGGGUAUUUUCUUUCCUCUUUAUGCACAUUUGAAGCUUUUAACUGCAGAUUCUCAGGGUUUAAAUAGUCCCUUUUCUUUAAUACUUUCGUCUCUGAUUGCUGGGGCGCCUGCCGCUGCACUCGUUACACCUGCUGAUGUUAUCAAAACACGCCUUCAAGUAGCGUCUAGAGCUGGUCAAACUACUUAUACUGGUGUCAUUGACUGUUUUAGAAAGUUAUUGCAUGAAGAGGGUCCUAGUUCUCUUUGGAAAGGAGCAGGAACGCGUGUCUUACGUUCUAGUCCACAAUUUGGCGUCACAUUACUUACCUAUGAAUUAUUACAACGUCUAUUUUAUGUUGAUUUUGGAGGGAAUAGACCUAGUGGAUCUGAGACUUCAACCCAUGCAACAAUUCUAGAUCAAGCUUCAGCCAAUCCUCAUCAUAUUGGCGGUUACAAACUUGCAGCAGCCACAUUUUCUGGAAUUGAACAUAAAUUUGGACUGUUUCUCCCUCGAUUUGAACGCCGCAAUGAUAUUGCGGUUACCGAGUUAUAG
Molecule: messenger RNA, 2241 nt
Organism: Meloidogyne enterolobii
Lineage: Eukaryota; Metazoa; Nematoda; Chromadorea; Rhabditida; Meloidogynidae
Source: the annotation of a GenBank genome assembly